Molecule: messenger RNA, 447 nt
Organism: Enterospora canceri
Lineage: Eukaryota; Fungi; Microsporidia; Enterocytozoonidae
Source: the annotation of a GenBank genome assembly
AUGGAACAGACUUUCGUGAUGGUGAAACCGGAAGGUGUCAAAAGACGUCUGGUAGGUGAAAUUAUCAGUAGAUUCGAGAAGAAGGGGCUCUAUCUGGUCGCUAGUCGCGUGAUGAUCCCAGACAAAAAGUUGUUGGAACGGCACUACGCGGAGCACGCCAAGAAGCCGUUCUUCAACGCCCUGGUCAAACACAUGGCCUCUGGUGCCGUGGUUCCAAUGGUCUUCGAAGGGAAAAAUGCCAUUAAAGUUGCACGUAAGAUCAUUGGGGCUACGUGUCCAUUUGAGGCAGAAUGCGGGACAAUAAGAGGAGAUUACGGUGCGUGCAAAGGCCUAAACAUCGUACACGGAUCAGACUCAGCCGAGAGCGCGGAUAGGGAGAUUUCGCUCUGGUUUGGUCUGCUUGAAUCGAUCGAGUACUUCUCCUACGACGUAUAUUACGAUGAAUAA